Messenger RNA from Neltuma alba, 1479 nucleotides. Its product is annotated as ubiquitin carboxyl-terminal hydrolase 25. Gene Ontology annotation, molecular function: cysteine-type deubiquitinase activity. The transcript has 5 exons. NCBI's taxonomy places the organism in Eukaryota, Viridiplantae, Streptophyta, Magnoliopsida, Fabales, Fabaceae. Gene Ontology annotation, cellular component: cytosol; nucleus. The record is from RefSeq and is a predicted model, not a curated record. Gene Ontology annotation, biological process: protein deubiquitination. The annotation marks the transcript as partial.
GAUCCAAUGCCAGAAUAUAGGCUCUUUGGUACUAUUGUCCAUUCUGGAUACUCCCCGGAAUCUGGCCAUUAUUAUGCUUAUAUAAAGGAUGCCAAGGGCCAAUGGUAUUGCUGUGAUGAUUCUUCUGUCUCACUUGCGACCCUCAAAGAAGUUUUGUCAGAAAAGGUUUACAUACUUUUUUUUUCUCGCACUAACCAAAGGCCAGUGCCAAUUAGAAAUGGUUUUGCUUCAAAUGGUUCAAGACUCGUUGGUUUGGAGAAUGUCAAGAAAGAUUCUUCAUCAAUCAGGAAUGGUUUUGAAAAAAAUAAAUUAGAUGUUGUUGACAACUUAAGAAGGAAGGAUUCAGUCUUAACAAAUAAAAACAGCAGUAUUCAGUCUGUUGAAAAAUAUCCCAGAAAGUCAGAUCUUGUGGAUGACACUGAGAGAAGCAGAGCAAUAUCAGGUAAAGGACCUGAUAACUAUAAGCUAGAAGGCAAUGGUCUCAACAAGCAGUCUAAAUCAUUGGAGAAUAAGAGGAAGGAACCAGUGGCUACCAGCAUUUUGCUUUCCCAUGAUGAUCAGUCUGAAGCAAGAGUUCAGGAACUGAAAGACAUGCUUGAAAAAGAGGCAAAGUCAGUUUUAAGAUCAUGCGGCUGGACAGAUAAGGUGUAUGGCUAUAUGUCUUCUAGAAAGAGGUUGUGCGCACCAAAAGUAGGGAAUUCAUCAAGUGAGGAUGAAAUAAAGAAGUUGCUAAUAAGCGAGGCCAAGGGAUCUUUUAUAUCACAGAUCCCUGAGUCAUUGAAAGAGUGUCUGAUUGAUCGUCUCCGAUUAUUUAGCAAAGAAAAGACACAACUUGGAAGACCGUGAUGAGAAGCAUGGUGUGUGGGAGACCCGUUCUUAUAUUCUGUAGAUCAUUUCCAGCCCUUCACUUAGGCACUCGCAGAUUUUCAUAAUUGACACAUUUGUGCAGCUUGUUGGCAUACAUAUCUUGCUACCGGGCCUUGGUGUUCAUAGUAUGUAUUAUCUAUUGUCCUGGUGAUGGUGAGAUUCUUACUGGGAUGCUCAGUGGGGCAUCCUUAUACUCUGACUGUUCGGGCCUGUGCUGGCUGCAGCAGUAGGUUGUCAUUCAAGCCUUCCUUCACCCAAAAUUGACAUUGUUAUUCUAGAUGCUCCAUCAACAUAUUAAUGUAGCAGUUCAGAUAUGAAGUCUUCUUGCCAUGACUUCUCUUUCUUCAUGGAGGCUGUGCAGCACUAUUUUUUCGAGAGCAUUUUGGAGAUUUUAUUUUGUACGAUAUCUGUUUAGCCAUGUGUUAGCACGGAAUCCUUCUCUUUUUCUUGUAGAAUUGGUAAACAAAUUUUCCAUCCACGAAAAUGAGGGUUUGCUAUGUGCAUAACUUGUGGAUGCGUUCUAUUAACAAUAUAACUGUACACUUUGGUAAGAAUACACCAUUCACUAUGAAAAGGUGGCCCUGGCCUCCAAUAGUUUUCUGCCUCCUUUCC